AUGUCUGUUAUAGCUGGGAGUGAAGUAAUAACUGCUGCUGAUGGCACGAAAACUUUGAUAACUUAUGUUAUUGAAGGUAAUGAAAGGUAUAAGAUUAGUCAGAAUUUCAAGGAGAUAAAUGUUUUGGAAAGAGUAGAUCCAGUAGUUGAUGCUAGGAAAAAAUGGGCUAAGUAUGGCGCUGAGGCUAAUUCUCCACCAGGUCCAGGUUACGAUACUACCAACCCAGGGGAAAAUGUUACAUUCAUUUUAUCAAAGAACUGGAGGGAAUUGACAGAAAUAGAAGAGGCCAAUAGACUUAAAAAGAAUCCUAAAGUUUAUAUUUCAUGCAGGGCCUGUUCCCAAAACCAUUACACUUUUAAAUGUCCAACGCUUAAUAAGAAUGCUUCCCAAAACUGA
Vanderwaltozyma polyspora DSM 70294 is the source of this 396-nucleotide messenger RNA. RefSeq lists its product as uncharacterized. The transcript has a single exon. Lineage: Eukaryota; Fungi; Ascomycota; Saccharomycetes; Saccharomycetales; Saccharomycetaceae. The record is from RefSeq and is a predicted model, not a curated record. The coding region runs from base 1 to 396 and encodes 131 amino acids.